Messenger RNA from Vespula vulgaris, 1172 nucleotides. It is a transcript of the gene sta, whose product is annotated as 40S ribosomal protein SA. Gene Ontology annotation, biological process: ribosomal small subunit assembly; cytoplasmic translation. Lineage: Eukaryota; Metazoa; Arthropoda; Insecta; Hymenoptera; Vespidae. Gene Ontology annotation, molecular function: structural constituent of ribosome. Bases 166 to 1098 code for a protein of 310 amino acids. The transcript has 6 exons. The record is from RefSeq and is a predicted model, not a curated record. Gene Ontology annotation, cellular component: 90S preribosome; ribosome; cytosolic small ribosomal subunit.
AUUUCUUUUAAAUAUUUAAAUUUUAUGAUGAAACGACUAGCGUGAUUACAGUUUCCAUCUUUAUCUUCGCUUCUAAAAGGAAGCUAACGUGUUCACUUCCUUUCCGAAUGGAAGUCUCCUAGUGGCAUUGUAUAACGUUAAUCGUAAUUCAACCACAACGUUAAGAUGUCAGGAGGUCUAGAAGUGUUAGCUCUCAAAGAGGACGAUGUAACCAAAAUGUUGGCUGCAUGCACUCAUUUAGGUGCAGAAAAUGUAAAUUUCCAGAUGGAACAGUAUGUGUAUAAAAAAAGAGUUGAUGGUGCAGGUGUUAAUGUCAUCAAUCUUCGUCAUACAUGGGAAAAAUUGUUACUGGCUGCACGUGCUGUGGUUGCCAUUGAACAUCCUAGCGAAGUAUCUGUUAUCAGUUGUCGUCCAGCUGGACAAAGAGCAGUUUUGAAAUUUGCAGCUCAUACUGGUGCUACUCCUAUUGCUGGACGUUUUACGCCUGGAGCAUUCACUAAUCAAAUUCAGGCUGCUUUCCGAGAACCGCGUUUGCUAAUCGUAACUGAUCCAGCUACUGAUCAUCAACCUAUUACUGAAGCCAGCUAUGUGAAUAUUCCUGUUAUUGCAUUUUGUAACACUGAUUCGCCUUUACGUUUUGUCGACAUUGCUAUUCCUUGUAAUACCAAAAGUUUCCAUAGUGUUGGUCUCAUGUGGUGGCUUCUUGCCAGAGAAGUUUUACGAUUAAGAGGUUCCAUUCCACGUGAAACCAAAUGGGAUGUUGUUGUCGAUUUAUUCUUUUAUAGAGAUCCUGAAGAGGCUGAGAAAGAAGAACAAGCAGCAAAAGAAAUUGCACCAGCUAAAGAAUUCGUGGCUCCCGUUGAAGCAACAACUACAGCAGAACCUGGUUGGGCUAAUGAAGUUGAUACUGAUGCUGUACCUGCUGAAAAUUGGGCAGAUGAAGUAGCAGCACCAGCACCAGCAGCAAUUCCUGCUGCUACUGCUGCACCAGCGUUUCAAACUGGUGGUGAUUGGGCAUCUCAGGCACCAGAAGAAUGGUCUACUACACCAUCUGCUACUGUUCAAAGUUGGGGAGGUGCAACCACUGAAAAAUGGUAAUUGCGUUCUCUUUGAGCUAAUGCGAUUUUAAUUCACUUUGUAUACAAUAAUUGUAAUAAAGUGAUGAAAAUACA